Messenger RNA from Cuscuta epithymum, 1540 nucleotides. The record is from the annotation of a GenBank genome assembly. Lineage: Eukaryota; Viridiplantae; Streptophyta; Magnoliopsida; Solanales; Convolvulaceae.
AAGUAUAUGGCCGGAGUAUUUCCAUCUAUUUAGGCAUUUAGCACAUCCCAGGCGUCCAUAUUACAAUCUGAGAGAAAUCAGGAGGGGCCGUCGGCGUAAUUUGGAGUCGAACGGAGUGCUAAUUCCAGACCCCUCACAACAGACUCAAUAUACACACUCGUGCAAUAUGAUUACAUAGGAGUAGUAUAUUAUUAUUAUUAUUAUUAUUAUUAUUAUUAUUACUCCGUAUUAUUAUUAUUAUUAUUUAUUAUUAUUAUAUGUAUAUAUAUCCACGAAACGGUUAGAAGAACUAUGUUCCCGCUUACUCCCCUUCAUUUUAUACAUGACUAGCUGUCUCAUUUGCUGCUGUACGUUCACCAGAAUAUUUCCGGCUUACUCUUCCCUCUCCCGCCAGCUGCACUAAUCAUCACCUCGUUUUCCUCCGCACAGUCAUCGCCAUCAUCGAAUUUUUCCGGCUUACUCUUCCCUCUCCUGCCAGCUGCACUGAAUCUUCACCUCGUUUUCUUCUGCACAGUCAUCGCCAUCAUCGCUCUGUUCAUUUGCAAUGCAGUCUUUAUUCCUUACUUCUGUGGUUACCCUCAACCUUAAGCCUCGAUCCGCCAUCCCUCUCUUACAGAGGUCUCUGUCUGCCCCAUCGCUCCAUCCAUCACCUUUGUCUUUGAAGAACCACUCUAUCCAAACAAAAGCGUCUGGUAGUCACAGUGGUGGUUAUGCUAUAGAUGAUGAUAAAAAGAAAAUUGGUUCUGCAAGUGAUGCUUCUAACUCUAUCUCUAUUGACCCUAAGACGAUGACAAGGGGAUCACUUUUGUUUGGUACCAUGUACUUCCUGCAUUACGGCAGGAUUGUACUAAAAAAAUUUGGUCUUUUAAACAAGAUUUCUUUUUCGAUCCUUCUUUUGGCAUCCAUGUUGUUUGCAGCAUCAUUUCUGUUUUUUUUAUCUCAAAGAGAAAAACAGAGUUCCUCUUCAAUAGCGGCUGAUACUGCAAAAUGUGUGGCUACACUCAAAGGGAUCAGCACACUUGUUGAGGCUGUAUUUGACUUUCAGAAGGAAGCUGAAUUCAUAAUGCCCAAGAGACAUUGCUGGAUAGGUUUUGCCACAUUUAUGUGCGUGUUAUGUAUGUUCUGCAAGCCAGCCCCAUCCCCAGCCCCAUCCCCAUCCCCAUCCCCAUCCCCAGCCCCAUCCCCAGCCCCAUCCCCAUCCCCAUCCCCAGCUCCAGCCCCAACUCCAACCCCAACCCCAGCCCCAGCCCCAUUCCCUAAAGAGCCUGAAAACACAUGAGGGAAGAUGCUGAGUAACCUAAAGGUUUUGGUCAUAGCACAUUUCUUGAAGAUAAUCAUGAGGAGACUGUUUUCAAUACAUCAAGUGUGAUCUAGAAGGAUCUAUUGCUAUUUGUACACACUGAGUUUUGUUACUGUUCCAUCAAUGACUUCAGUUUACAAUUAAUAUGCCUAGAAUAACUAUAAGCAAAAGUAUAACUGUGCUUCUUACUUUGAUGAAAGACCCAUGCCACUUUGUUUUUAAAAUGAAAAAACAGAACAC